AGACGUUAGUAGAACUAAAAUUUCGUGUUUUUAAGUUAUAUAAAUGGAUCUGAUUUUUGUCUUAAAACAUGUUCAGAAACAUCAAAGCACAACCAGUUUCCACCUUUAUUGAAAUAUUCACUCAUAUACGCAUGUAAACAAGUUCUACGUGCCUAUGUGUGUAUGAUGUGGUCAAUCUACGUUCUCAGACUUCACGACUUAGCGUAAACAAAAUAUUCGCAAAGUUAUAGCGAAGCUUUGCAGUUGUCUAGUCGGUAAACCUACUACUUUUAACUGAAAAUUUUUAUAAAAAGGAAUACUAUUGAAAAUGGUUACAACAAGUGAAGCACCACCAUUGGCAACAUUUAAUGCCCUAAAUCCUAGUGCAGUCAUGAAUGAGAAGUUCGCAAGAAACUAUUUAACGCUAGAUAAUCCAGUGUUUUGCUGCUUUCUUUUCUGGGCCAGUGUGAUGGUGAUCAAAAUGCUGCUAAUGUCAUUGUUGACAGCACUGCAACGAUUCCGCAAUAAGGUAUUCCCAAAUCAAGAAGACUUGUUUUUCAAGGAUAUUGAAGUGCAAUAUAAUGAUCCACAUGUGGAGCGUGUGCGUCGCGCACACCGCAAUGACAUGGAGAAUAUUCUACCAUACUUCACGAUGGCUCUGCUGUAUAUUUGCACAAACCCGAAUCCAACAGUUGCCUGCAUACUCUUCCGUGUUGUGACCAUUGCGCGCAUAUUGCACACAUUAGUGUAUGCGUUCUAUCCAGUACCUCAACCAUCGCGCAUUAUUGCCUUUGGUGUAGCAUUUGCGAUCACAAUUUACAUGGCCUGUGCUGUGGCAUUGGAUAUGUUGGCAUAUAUCUAAUAAAUUAUGUAUUUUCUUUUAUUUUUUGGUUGAAUUUUUUUUUACAAAUAAAAAUUCAUUUUGCCUUUUA
Molecule: messenger RNA, 911 nt
Organism: Bactrocera oleae (olive fruit fly)
Lineage: Eukaryota; Metazoa; Arthropoda; Insecta; Diptera; Tephritidae
Product: microsomal glutathione S-transferase 1
Cellular component (GO): membrane
Source: RefSeq, a predicted model, not a curated record